AGGUCUUUUGGGGACUACUUUCAGCAGAGGAGGGACACAGGCGGUGGGAGGUGCGAGGUUUAAUCGAAAGUAAACUGAAUGAGGAAAUAAAAUACCUCACACACGGACGAGACAAGAAGUCCUGAGCUGCAGCCGCGUAGAAAAUAUAUAUUUAAAAUCCAUUCUGUGGGUUUAUUUAUUUUACAUCUUAUUGUUUUAAGAGCGGUAAAGUUUCAUCAUGUCAAAGGCAGCAACCCUGAAAAUUAGCAGAGACUACGCAGUCAAGGUGGAAAACUUCCGCCAGUCCAUCUAUCAUGAGGCUGAAAAUCUGUUUUCCAGUUUUAUACCUGUGAAGAUAAUUAAGCUGGAUGCUCUCCUCAGGGAUGAUGCUCUCAGCAUCACAGACAUGUCCUCACUCCAGGCUCCUCUGGAUAUCCCCGUCCCAGAUCCUCCUGCUCCAGAAGACGAGGAAAUGGAAACAGACAAGAACGAGGAGGAAGAGAAGAAGAAGAAGAAAGCUCCAAAAUGUGGCUUCAUCAAAGGAAACGAGAAAAUCAUGUUGCUUCUGGACAGAGUGAAGCCGGAGAUCAUGGAUCUCAGAGAAACCAUCCUGGCGGUUUCCUGCUGGAUCCAGCACCUCAUUCCAAAAAUAGAGGAUGGAAAUGACUUUGGCGUCGCCAUCCAGGAAAAGAUCUUGGAGAGAAUCGCUGCAGUUAAGACCAAAGUUGAUGGUUUUCAGACCAACAUCAACAAGUACUUUUCAGAGAGGGGGGACGCCGUCGCUAAAGCCUCCAAAGAUACUCAUGUGAUGGACUACCGCUCACUUGUUCAUGAGAAGGACGAAGCAAUCUUCUCCGAGAUCAGAGUGAUCGUCCUGGACAUCCGUGGAUUUUAUGCUGAGCUCUAUGACAUCAUCACCAAGAACCUGGAGAAGGUGACCAAUCCGAAGGGAGAGGAGAAGUCGUCGAUGUACUGAUUGUCAACAAAUCAAUCCAUGCUGUGCGACUGAAUCCAGUCUGACCGGAGUUUCCUAAUUUUCCCUCUACAGUCCUAAAAUAAUUACCUGGAUGUUGGUUUCAUUACUUCAUUACUUUGCUGCAACACUUCAUUUCUGAUCCAACAUUUGCACUAAAUUGAACUUGUCAAUAAAUAAAGAACUUUUUUUUUAUUCCAA
This is a messenger RNA of Xiphophorus hellerii (green swordtail), 1153 nucleotides long. It is a transcript of the gene psme2, whose product is annotated as proteasome activator subunit 2. The record is from RefSeq and is a predicted model, not a curated record. The coding region runs from base 218 to 955 and encodes 245 amino acids. Gene Ontology annotation, molecular function: endopeptidase activator activity. Gene Ontology annotation, biological process: regulation of G1/S transition of mitotic cell cycle; regulation of proteasomal protein catabolic process; positive regulation of endopeptidase activity. The transcript is spliced from 11 exons. Gene Ontology annotation, cellular component: nucleoplasm; cytoplasm; proteasome activator complex. NCBI's taxonomy places the organism in Eukaryota, Metazoa, Chordata, Actinopteri, Cyprinodontiformes, Poeciliidae.